Penicillium verhagenii is the source of this 414-nucleotide messenger RNA. Its product is annotated as huntingtin-interacting protein K. The record is from RefSeq and is a predicted model, not a curated record. The transcript is spliced from 2 exons. The coding region runs from base 1 to 414 and encodes 137 amino acids. Gene Ontology annotation, biological process: protein stabilization; negative regulation of apoptotic process. NCBI's taxonomy places the organism in Eukaryota, Fungi, Ascomycota, Eurotiomycetes, Eurotiales, Aspergillaceae.
AUGUCCGACCCCAUUCCGUCUGCAAGUGCAGAGCACGAAGCACAAGGAACCCAAGUUCCAGCCAACGCUGAAGACCGCAAGGCGGCGGCCGCCCUCUCCUCCCUCCAUACCAAUGAAAUUGGCGCCACAGCAAGCCCCACCCGGGGACCAUCCAGUGCCGACCAGGAAGCUCUAGGCAGGGCUAUGAGCCGGCUUGAGAUUGCUUCGGGGCAUGGCGCAGAUAAGAAGUAUUCUGGAGAGAGCCUCAGUAAUGGGGUGGACCAGAAAAAGAAGGCGGUUAAGAUUUCAGCGGCCGAUGUUACGUUCCUGGCGGAUCAGCUGGAUCUGAACAAGAGCCAGGCGACUGAAUUGCUGAAAGCGAGCGAGGGGGAUGUUACUCUUGCCCUGAGAGCUUUCCUUGCACCUUCUUUCUAG